CCCCCACAACUCUCUCUCUCUCUGUCGAUAUAUAUAUAUAUAUAUAUAUAUAUGAAACUCACUUCUGCCUGACAGCGGUGUGUGUGCAACGUAACUCAAGAGCAACGACUCAAGAUCAGCGAGCAAUCAUCACCGAAGAUGAGAACAGUCUCAUCCGGCGGUGGAAUGAAGAACAUUUCUCUGGGUUAUAUGCAGAAGGAGAUGGGUUUUCUCCAUCUGCGAUUUAUUUAUUUAUUUUAAUUGUUGAAUGAAAGUGGUCGUCCCGCACUUAUAUGACGUGGCCAGCCACAUCGGCAUCUGUGGACGGAUCUGCUCUUGCAAUGUACUCUAUAACUCUACUUGGUCAGAGGUUGUUGGUUCAAAGCAUUUUUUGUUCUUCCGGCAUUUCACGUUCCUUAUGUAGCCGUACCUAUUAUGGGGACGGUGUUGAUGAUGGGUUUGGAAUCAUAGAGGGAUCCUUAAAUGAACCUUGGAGGAGUUCAGAUAUGGAUUUUACUGAUGAAAAACCUGAGUUUGAUGAGUCACUUGGCUGUACAAGAGUGGAAAGCAGCCGUAAAAGCCAUUCUUGGGGGAAUUUCUCUGCAAGACACAGUUUUCUCGCAAAUGUGAGAGUUGAUGCUGAAAAGGUUCUUGAAAUUCUUCAGCAAGAUGGUCCUGGGUUUGAUGCGAAAGCAGCUUUAGAUGAUUUGCAAAUAAGGGUUUCCGGCCUACUUGUUAGGGAGGUUCUUUUAGGGAUUUUGAAAACAAUUAAUUAUGCAAAUAAGAACCGUUGUGCAAAACUGGGGUACAAGUUUUUUAUGUGGUCUGAUCAACAAGAGAAUUACAAGCACACUGUAAAUUCGUACCAUUUGAUUAUGAAGAUUUUUGCGGAAGCUGAGGAAUUUAAAGCAAUGUGGAGGUUAGUCGAUGAGAUGAUUGAGAAUGGUUUCCCAACCACUGCACGUACCUUUAACAUAUUGUUAUGUACUUGUGGAGAGGCGGGCUUAGCCAGGAAAGUUGUAGAGAGGUUCAUCAAGUCGAAGACAUUUAAUUAUAGGCCAUUCAAGCAUUCAUUCAAUGCAAUUCUACAUUCCCUUAUUGUAGUAAACCAGUACAAGUUGAUUGAGUGGGUAUAUCAACAGAUGUUGAUUGAAGGUCAGUCCCCUGAUAUUUUAACUUAUAAUAUACUUAUGUGUGCAAAAUAUAGGCUGGGGAAGCUAGAUCAGUUUCAUAGAUUGUUAGAUGAAAUGGGUAGAAGUGGUUUUUCACCAGAUUUCCAUACAUUUAACAUCCUUCUCCAUGUUCUUGGAAAAGGGGACAAACCGCUUGCGGCACUCAAUCUUUUGAACCACAUGAAGGAAGUAGGUUGCGAUCCAAGUGUUCUUCACUUUACAACAUUGAUAGAUGGGCUCAGCCGAGCAGGAAAUUUGGAUGCCUGCAAGUAUUUUUUUGAUGAGAUGAUCAAGCAUGGGUGCAUGCCUGAUGUGGUCUGUUACACCGUUAUGAUCACAGGGUAUAUUGUGGCGGGGGAACUUGAGAAGGCUCAAGGGUUUUUUGAUGAGAUGAUCAUCAAGAGACAGAUGCCAAAUGUAUUUACCUACAAUUCCAUGAUCCGUGGGCUUUGUAUGGCUGGAAAAUUUGAGGAGGCAUGUUUAAUGCUUAAAGAAAUGGAAUCCAGAGGCUGUAAUCCAAAUUUUCUUGUGUAUAGCACUCUAGUUAGUAAUCUGCGUAAUGCCGGAAAGCUUUCUGAAGCUCAUGAAGUGAUAAGACAUAUGGUAGAAAAGGGGCAGUACAUCCAUCUCAUUUCAAAGUUCAAAGGAUACAGGAGAUGCUGAAUUGAUAAGUUAUGUAUAAUGAGGGCGAUUCACUUGUAACUUUAUGAAUACUUGUUGACGAGCUCACUUGACAUCUGCUGCCCACUGCUCAUUGCAGAUCUCAUGUUGAUUAUAUUUGGAACUAACACUUACUUUGAAAGACUUGAGGUUACUAAUAAGCAUACCUGUUCUCCCUCCACCGAAUCCAAAUAGAAAAAAGAAAGUUUUUAUCCCUUUGUUAGCCAUCACCUCAGUUGAUGAACUAUUGAAAUGAGGCUCUCCAGUUUCUUCCUUUGAGCUAUUGUCCUUUUUAUGCUUGCAUAUUGAUUUUGAAGGCUAACAUAUAUUAAGUAAGGAGUCCUGGCUCAAGGAACAAGGAAGAGUAUUGGCCACUAGUUGUCAUGCAGAAAUUGUAACAAGUUUGGGAGUCCUCAUAAGCACUUGAGGGGCUUUCUUUUUUUUCUUCUCCAGACCUGCUGACACUAUCAAAACUCCAAGAUUGGCCCAGUCAACAUGAGAGAAAUGAGUCCAGCUAAUAUUUUUUAUAAUGAUCCAUUGGUUUUCGGCAAUAAAUCAAGAACAUAAAGAAAGAGGGAGCCAUAUUGAAGUCCUUUUUUCAUUUUUAUGGGGACAACUGUGAUGGUAGUAAUAAAAAGCACCAGGUUGUUACCCCUCGAAGGACCUAAUAACUGACUGUAUGUUAGAUAUUUCUCAAUCCAAUUUAAAUGGCGGGACAUGCCAAAUUGCAGUCAUGGAUACAGAGCAUUUGUUAGAUUCACAAUGGUUUAGAGAUGGCUGUAUACUCAUAAUGUGGCUGACCAUUGUGAAGUACAAUGAGGUUCCUUAAGCUUUGUUGAAUGUGUGGGUGCAUGUUUCCCUUGUUCAGUGGAGACCUGAACACAGUAUGGACGAUACUCAUUGCUAACUUUGUAGACUAGUUUUGAGUUGAAAGAAAGAGAGGAAGAAGAAAGGAAAGGAAGAGAGGAAGAAAGGAAAAGAAAGCUCAUCAACUUGAAGGAUUUUUGAAAGCUAUCUUAAGGUACGUUUAAGCUUUCUCUGCAGUUCUCAGAAGAUUACCCGAACAAGCCACCAACGGUCCGUUUGUGUCACGGAUGUUCCAUCCAAAAAUCUCCGGAAUCAAUCAGUCUAUGCAGACGUGAGUAUAUGCUUGGAUAUUUUACAGAAUCAGUGGAGUCCUAUAUAUGAUGUGGCAGCUAUACUCACUUCUAUACAGUCACUGCUUUGUGAUCCAAACCCGAAUUCCCCCGCAAAUUCUGAAGCAGCUCAUAUGUUCAGGGAAAAAAAACCUGAAUUGUGGGGCAGAGCUGGACUGCUGACUAAAAGACCAAUUAAAAGCAUCACCCCCGCCCACCAAACCAAAAAUAAAGUCAGGAAGUGGUGGUAGUGGUGGCUUCUGCAAACCUUUGUGCUUAAUUAUGUAACAUGCUUUGUGUGUAUUGCUUUUAGAGAAUUGCUUUGAAGGAGUUGUUUCUGCUUUUAGAAAGCUCUGGUUGAAGUCUUGAUACUCCACUCCUGAUUCUUCUUUUUCAUCAAGUUUCAUUUGUCCAUCCAGUUUGUAGCCAUUUGUAUAGGAAGUAUUGUUGUGUCAUCUUGAACCAUUGGCAGUGGGGUUACUACUUGGCUUGGGGGCAAUCAGAAAGAGCUUUUCUAGUGUAAUGAUGAUUUAAACAGUAUUUGAUCAAUAAGAGAGCUUUUCUCCAA
Camellia sinensis is the source of this 3515-nucleotide messenger RNA. NCBI's taxonomy places the organism in Eukaryota, Viridiplantae, Streptophyta, Magnoliopsida, Ericales, Theaceae. The record is from RefSeq and is a predicted model, not a curated record.